This is a messenger RNA of Tribolium madens (black flour beetle), 2214 nucleotides long. Its product is annotated as choline transporter-like protein 1. Gene Ontology annotation, biological process: transmembrane transport. Lineage: Eukaryota; Metazoa; Arthropoda; Insecta; Coleoptera; Tenebrionidae. The record is from RefSeq and is a predicted model, not a curated record. The transcript has 14 exons. The coding region runs from base 210 to 2072 and encodes 620 amino acids. Gene Ontology annotation, cellular component: membrane. Gene Ontology annotation, molecular function: transmembrane transporter activity.
UCGAGGGUGACAGUGAAAGUUAAUAAAGCGAGUUUAAAUACAAAAUGGACUUUAUUUAGUCUAAGUUUAGGUGAUGACCGCUGAGGAACAAUUUAAAUUGCUUGAGUGGUUUGUAAUGGUGGAUUAUAUCACAAUGCACUUGUAAAUUGCAAAGAAUUACAAAUGAUCCUCUCUGGAARCUCUCGAGCGAACACUUUCUUUCAGGUAAGAUGGGGGCAAAACUUAGCACAGGGGAAAAAAUUCAGCCACAGGAGUUCUCUGAAAAAUUUCAACGAUCGGAAUCAGAAGCCAGUGAUGAUUUUAAAACUAAACGACGGUCUACCACCGAUGUGUGUUUCCUGAUUUUUCUAUCUGUAUUUUUGACUGUUUUGUUGUGUUUUUUGGGUUACUGCAUUUGCAAUGGUGAUAUUUUCCGAAUUAUUAACGGCUAUGAUAAUUGUGGAAACGUCUGUGGAAGGUACAAUGUGAUUAAUCACGGGGAAAUAAGGGAUGAAGUCUGUCAAGAAUCUUCCACUUUGUCCAAACCUUACCAUAUUAUAAUAAGAAGGAAUGAUUCCUCAGUUAUUGAAAGGAAAUGUGUUUCAGACUGUAACGAUUAUGUUGGAUACCGAAAGUUCUUCACUAGAUGUGUUCCUAUUAAAAGUACUAAAGUGGUCAAUACGUUUUUUUCAAAAACUGGAAUAAAAAAUUUCUUCCAAGAAGUUUCUGAAGACUUUCAUUUAUGUUGGCUAGAAUUUUUAUAUCUUUGCCUUAUUGCUUUAGCAUUUUCGAUUUUGAUUUUGUUUUUGUUUCGAUACGUGGUGGGAAUAGUGGUUUGGGUGGUACUAAUAGGUGUGGUACUGGCCUGCUGUAUUGCCACAAUAAUUUUGUGGAUUUUAUGGGACCAAUCCAGAAACUCAAAUCUUCCGGAAAAUAUGAUUUCUGACGUUGACUUUCGAAAAACUGGUACUUAUCUAGCAUUUGCGAUAAUUGCCAGUGUGAUUACCGUGAUUGUGUUGCUGGUUAUAAUUGUAAUGCGAAAAAGAAUCGAAUUGGUUGUGCAGUUGUUCAAAGAAGCAGGAAAAGCAGUGGCAGCAGUGCCUUUUCUUCUUCUACAACCCAUUCUAACUUUUCUAUCGCUUGCUGUGGUGAUCGGUCUUUGGUUUUAUUUUUGUUUGUGGAUUGAAAGUUCGGGAUACCUCACUGAAAAGCAACCCCAUGUUUACUAUUACGAGAAAGAUAAAUGGAUGAAAAUUACCAGAUGGUACAAUGUGUUGGCUAUGCUAUGGAUGUGCCAGUUUGUGAUAGGUUGCCAACAUAUGGUAAUAGCUGGUACUGUUUCCGAUUGGUACUUUACACGAAACAAAUGUGAGCUUGGUACUCCAAUUCUCAAAAGUGGGUACAAUUUGGUCAGGUACCAUCUUGGUUCAGUAGCGUUGGGUUCUUUCCUUAUCGCUAUAGUUCAGUUUAUUCGAGUAAUUUUAAAAUUUGCUGAGAAGUAUCUUCACAGUCAUAGAGGAAAAUUCAUUGAUUGUCUUUUAAAAUGUUGUCAGUGUUGUUUGUACUGCUUCGAAAAAAUUUUGAAAUACAUGAGCCGAAAUGCGUAUAUUGAAAUUGCUAUGUAUGGUUACAGUUUUUGCCAAGCAGGCCGACAAGCAUUUAAACUCCUUGUGGCAAAUGUUCUUCGAGUAACAGCAAUAAAUUCAGUUGGAGAUUUUGUGCUCUUCUUAGGAAAAGUCCUUGUAGUUGCUGCAACUGUGUUAAUCGGAACAAAAAUGCUACAGUUACAGCACAAAGAAGGGUUACAGCACAUGUGGGUUCCGUUAACCCUAGCUGGCCUUUUUGCCUAUUUUGUUGCUCAUUGUUUUAUGACAGUCUAUGAAAUGGCAAUUGAUACGAUAUUUCUCUGUUUCUGUGAAGACUGUGAACACAAUGAUGGCAUUACUAAACCUUACUACAUGUCGCGAGGCCUAAUGGAGUUUGUUGAAAAUUCCAAAAAAGUUUUAGAAUCGCAUGAUUGCAGACAAAGAGGAAGCCAAGCGUGGCAAGAAAAAGUUCCAUCAAUAAGUGAUUCAGUUGAAAAGAAAAUUUAAUUAUGUGAUUGUGAUUUUGUGCACAGUUGUGUGUGGUUUCUAUUUUUUAAUACGCACAUAUUUGUAUGUAACUAUCUAUUUUAGAAGAAAAAAAUUGACUAUAUUUUAACAACUUUUCUAUAUAAAUACAUUUUAGAGUGCA